CCGCCGGAGCCGCGGCCCGCCCGGCGGUGCCGGCGCCGGCCGGGAGGAUGCGGCGCUUGGCGCGGGUGGCGCUGCUGUGCCUGGGCUGCGCCGUCUGCUCGCUGCUGUACGGCCUCAGCCAGCUGGCCCUCUCCCUGGAGCAGGAGCCUGGCGGCGGCCGCGAGAGGCAGGCCCGAGAGCCCGCCACGCCCGGCGCCCGGCAGCAGGCAGGGAGAGCGGGCCGAGGCGAGGCGGGGACCGGCAGGUGUAAGAAUUUGUCUGUAUCUUUCUGGAAUUCCUAUUGGAUGCUGCCCUCUGAUGUUUGUGGAAUGAACUGCUUUUGGGAAGCUGCUUUUAGAUAUGAUUAUAUGAAAACACAUCCUUCUGAGAAAAUGCAUCUAGCAGUGGUGGCCUGUGGUGAAAGACUGGAGGAGACUGUUACUAUGUUGAGAUCAGCCAUUAUUUUCAGCAUCAAACCUCUCCAUUUUCAUAUUUUUGCUGAGGACCAAUUACAUGACAGUUUCAAAGACAUACUCGAAGAAUUCCCCUAUGAAGGAAAAGUUAAUUACACAUUAUAUCCAAUAACAUUUCCGUCUGAGAGUGCAGCAGAAUGGAAGAAAUUAUUUAAACCAUGUGCUUCACAAAGACUAUUUUUGCCAUUAAUCCUCAAAAAUGUGGAUUCACUACUGUAUGUUGAUACUGACAUCUUGUUUUUGAGGCCUGUUGAUGAUAUUUGGUCUUUUCUGGGAAAGUUCAACUCCACACAAAUUGCUGCAAUGGCACCAGAGCAUGAAGAGCCUCGUAUUGGGUGGUAUAAUCGAUUUGCUAGACAUCCCUAUUAUGGAGUAACUGGAAUUAAUUCUGGAGUCAUGCUAAUGAAUAUGACACGUAUCAGAAGAAAAUAUUUCAAGAAUGAUAUGACACCAGUCCGGCUACAAUGGGGAGAAAUUCUGAUGCCCCUACUGAAGAAAUACAAGUUGAACAUAACAUGGGGUGAUCAGGAUCUAUUGAACAUUAUGUUUUUUCACAAUCCAGAAAGUCUUUAUGUCUUUCCUUGCCAAUGGAAUUACCGGCCUGACCACUGCAUCUAUGGAAGCAAUUGUAAGGCAGCUGAAGAAGAAGGUAUAUUUAUUCUUCAUGGAAAUAGAGGUGUUUACCACGAUGAUAAGCAACCAACUUUUAGGGCUGUCUAUGAAGCGAUAAAAAAUUAUUCAUUUGGAGAUGACCUGGUUCAUUCACUGCUGCAGCCCCUGGAACAGGAAUUACAGAAAACCACGCAUACGUACUGUGGGAGAGUAUACAAAGUAUUCAUAAAGCAGCUAACAAAAAGCAUAAGAGACUUGUAUGCCAGAAGAUCAAAGGGAAGGUGAUUUUUGACUCCUAGCUGUUGCAUCAAGAGACUGAAUUAACAUAGUUAGUCAAAAGGUGCAAGAAUUCUGUUACAGCUUGAAUGGGCUCUUAAUGUGCCCAGAAAAAAGUUUACUAGCAUACAUAAAAAUGAAGAAAAUAUUAAUGUAAUGAAGAGCAAGAGCUUUUUUCUGCAAAGAUGACUUUCUGUAUUUUUUGAAGUUUAAUCAAUGCUAAUGUUUGCCUCGUAUCUGAUGAUUUGGGUGUUACUGGCUUCUAUGGUCAGUAAUUUUAGUCUGCAUAAUUCAGUUAUCUAAUGAUAAAUGAACAAGGAAGUAAUGAAGAUGGCUCUGUUUGGGAUUGUACCUCAUAUAUUGUCUAAGAUUCUGUUAAACUGUGAAUGUAGCAAUAACUGAGUCAGCAGCACUAACCUCACUUUAAAGGUGUGGGCCUUUAUGUAAACAAAGUUGUUUACAAGUGCAGAAAAUACUCUCUUGUCAAAGAAAUGUGUUGUAAUCAUUGACAAUCUGUAUGUGCCUUUAUAUGUUCAUCUCUUACAUGUUGAAGUACUGUUUUGACAAUCUUAUUUUGUUUAUCUCAGAUGUAAACUGCACACUAUGAAUAUGAUUUUCUGAGAAAAUGACUAGUAUGUGAUACUAGUUUUCUCUGUUAGUAACUAGAGAGACUUUAUAUUAAAAAUAAUUUGUUUCAACAUUGUAGAGCCAUUAGCACCAAAAGGUAGAGCAGAACUGAGGAGGUCUUAAGUGAAAAUCCAGUUUGAAGUUGCUUGUCUUACAAUACUUUAAAAAAUUUCAUGGUUUUGCAGCUUUAUAGGGCAUUUUGGAAGUAGAAAAAAAGCCCAGUGGUGGAAAGCUGUUGCUGUUGUAUUUCCAUAUUAGGAAUUAUUACCUGAUGAUUGUUCUAGAGUAUGUAGUAUGUAAAAGUGAAGAGCUGUAGUAAGAGUUCUGAUGCUUCAUCAGACUUUGUAGUAGAUGGGUUUUUUUUUAGAGAAUAUAUCCUGUUGUAAUAUUUUUUUAAUAAAUGGCUUUAAAAUAGUUUUGGGGCAGACCCUCCACUACAUUAAUGCAUUACUUGUCAACAGGGUGAUAGUGAUUUGCAACAGUUGAGGAUUAGAUUUCCUCCAAUUAUCUUAGUGAAAAAAACCUUCUGUUUAAGUAAUAAAAACUUUUUCUCCAGAGAAAACCAUGAAGAAAAGGGCUGAAUUCUAGUGUUACAGUAAAAUAUUUAAACUUGCAUGGUAUGAAAUGUAUUUGUAAACUAUAUAUGAACUUAGAUAACCUAAGUGAGAUGAAGUCUUCAUAAAGUGAGCUUUUGGAUUCCAGGACAGUUCCUGUGUGUUGAACAUGGAGGAUCCACUCACUGACUUGCACCUUCAUUCCAACCCCGUUUUAGAAGCUUAAUUUUUGUAGCUGUUUCCUUGUCAAAGAUAGACUGGCUCUGACUUCCAGCUCCAUGUGAGCUGGACAAAUGCUUUAGCAGUACAAGAAAACACUCCAUUGUCAGCAGAGUUUGUAUCCUGCUUCUAAUUUCCCUGCAGGCUCAGGGUAUAAAUUUCUGUAAUGGAAUCUAGGAAGCAGUCUGCCUGUCAUGUUGGUCUCUUUUCCUUGCUGUGUAACCUUUUGAAGCCUGAAAAUGUAGAAAUCUCUGUGAAGGUGAAUACUGUAACUGACUGAUUUUACAAUAUGCAGUGCAUUAUUUUUUUACAUAAAUACUGAUUUUUGUAUCAA
Lonchura striata (white-rumped munia) is the source of this 3074-nucleotide messenger RNA. It is a transcript of the gene GXYLT1, whose product is annotated as glucoside xylosyltransferase 1. Gene Ontology annotation, biological process: protein O-linked glycosylation via N-acetylgalactosamine. Gene Ontology annotation, molecular function: UDP-xylosyltransferase activity. Lineage: Eukaryota; Metazoa; Chordata; Aves; Passeriformes; Estrildidae. The record is from RefSeq and is a predicted model, not a curated record.